UAAAACUGGAUGUUCCCUGUUCUGUGCUGUAGUUGAUGCAUCUAACCACCAGUGCGAGAGUGCACAUGAUAAAUGCCUUUUUGAAACUUGACAGAUGGGAUAAAGAAGUAUUUGAGAUAACGAAGUCAACGCCCUUGUUAUCAGCUUUAUCGAGGCACUAUCAGCGCCUGUAGCAUUUUAUUGUUCAGACUACUGAAGUGAACGAAUUGAAAGCGGAGGUAAUCUGCGCGUUAAAGGUUAAGCGGCAUUUUAAUUUUCCUUUCGUAAAGUAAUUUAAAUGGAUGCAGCGAAAAGUUGCCUCGGCUACGCCGUGCAGGAGGAGGGUGACCUGGCGAGCGGCGACUACGACGCGGUGGUGUUCGUCGCCAGCACGGAACUGGACAGCGAGGCGCAGCUGCGGCCCGUGAAGGCAGCCUUGGACAAGGCCGCGCAGCUUGAUUCUGCGAUCCAAGAGCACAUUUCGGUUCUCGAAGUCGGGCUGCCCGCUCGCCGGCUGGUCUACUCGCCGGUGGGGAAGCUGGUCAGGGACUACCACGAUGUGCGCUCGUUCGCGGAGGCUACCAGCUCUGGGGUUACCAGGGCGUUGGAAGCGGGGGCCAAAGCCCCACUGUUGGUUCUGCCUGAACACAAGUGGUUUCCCUCGUGUCAGUUGGCAUCACUGCUCGGAGCUUUGGAAGCUCUGUAUGUGCCCCUCCAGUUGAGGGAGGACGUGCCGGCGAAGAGCUCCAAGCUCUCGAAGCUGGGCGUGUGGACGCGGGGCAAAGACGGCGCGGAGAUCGUCAAGCUGGCGACGGCGCUGGAGUGUGGCAGGAAGGUGGCUCGCGACGUGGGCGCCAGCGACCCGGAGCGGAUGAGCCCCGCCAAGGUCCAGGAGUAUGUGGAGGAAGUGUUCCGAGGCUCGGACGUCAAGCUGGAGGUGGUCAUGGACGCGGGCCGGCUGCUGAAGGAGUACCCGCUGUUCUCGGCCGUGGACCGAGCCAGCCGGGCGGUGGAGCGCUACCAGGGCAGGAUCGUCUACCUGACGUACGAGCCGCGCGGCGCUGUGCGGGAGACGCUGUACCUGGUGGGCAAGGGCGUGACCUACGACAUGGGUGGCGCGGACAUCAAGAUCACCGGCAACAUGAUCGGCAUGUCGCGCGACAAGUGCGGGGCAGCGGCCGUGGCCGGAUUCAUGAAGGUGCUGUCGCUGCUCCGGCCGGAAGGCGUCAAGGUGGUGGGAGCCAUGCCCCUGGUCAGGAACAACAUCGGGGCGGAGUGCUACGUGGCGGACGAGAUCAUCACCGCCAGGAGCGGGAAGCGGGUCCGCGUAGUCAACACCGACGCCGAGGGCCGGAUGAUCCUCGCGGACGUCCUGUGCCACGCGAAGGAGAUGGCGGUGAGUGUGACGCAGCCCCACCUGGUGACCAUCGCGACCCUAACCGGCCACGCGGAGCGCUCCGUCGGGAAGGGCUACACGAUAGCGAUGGACAACGGGCCGGCGAGGCAGCUGAAGACGGCCCAGAAGCUGCAGGAACGCGGCGAGAGUCUGGGGGACAUGUUCGAGAUCAGCACCCUGCGGCGGGAGGACGUCAAGAACUACUCGGGCCACGGCAACGAGGGCGUUGACGUGCUGCAGCUGGACAACAAGUCGGCGACCAAGCUGUCGCGGGGCCAUCAGGGGGCGGGCACCUUCCUGGUCCUGGCGUCGGGGCUGGACGAGCACGGCCUGGACUCAGACCGGCCGCUGAAGUACACUCACCUCGACAUAGCUCCGUCCGCCACGACCUCGACCGACGAAGGCACUGGCUGCCCCAUCCUGGGACUGUACGCCCACUUCGUCCGGAAGCAGUAGCUGGCACGGCUUCCCUCGCCGUGUCCAUCCCUGGAGGUGGACCGCGCACGCCGGCUGCUGACCGGGGAAGUGUUGAGACUGAACGGCUUGUUUGCCGACAGAACUGUCGAAAAGCUGAUGCGACUCGCAAUAAACUCCCUUAACUCUGUGUAUGUCUGACUUAAAUUGCAAUAAGUGCUUGGUGUUUCAUUACUAGUAUGCCAUGCAUUAAAUCACUGCUUCACGUCGGCUAAAAAUGAAGGAGCGUUGGUUCCACAAUUUAUGGAUUUUGAAUUUUCUGCUGUGAUUGCAAUUUUGAAAUUUUUAUCCAAAUUAUGUGCUAAAAAAAGGUGCAAAUAAAUUCCCAAGUUUUUACACGUCAUUAAAAUCGGAUACAUAUG
This is a messenger RNA of Bacillus rossius redtenbacheri, 2211 nucleotides long. RefSeq names its product putative aminopeptidase W07G4.4. Gene Ontology annotation, molecular function: metalloaminopeptidase activity; manganese ion binding. The coding region runs from base 278 to 1831 and encodes 517 amino acids. The record is from RefSeq and is a predicted model, not a curated record. The transcript has 12 exons. NCBI's taxonomy places the organism in Eukaryota, Metazoa, Arthropoda, Insecta, Phasmatodea, Bacillidae. Gene Ontology annotation, cellular component: cytoplasm. Gene Ontology annotation, biological process: proteolysis.